Molecule: messenger RNA, 874 nt
Organism: Lipotes vexillifer (Yangtze River dolphin)
Lineage: Eukaryota; Metazoa; Chordata; Mammalia; Artiodactyla; Lipotidae
Gene: CDC26
Product: cell division cycle 26
Exons: 4
Coding region: 358-615 (85 amino acids)
Biological process (GO): anaphase-promoting complex-dependent catabolic process; protein K11-linked ubiquitination; regulation of mitotic cell cycle
Cellular component (GO): anaphase-promoting complex
Source: RefSeq, a predicted model, not a curated record
GGAGCAUGAUGGGAAUCGUAGUAGGAAAGAGUCUGGGCGCGUCGAGUGGUUUGUUCCGUGGAGCCUCCGAGAAAAGCACGCGAAGGACAGGGUUCUGCGAGGAGAGCGACUCAGAGCAGUCUGGGAAUUGUAGUCCAGUUGGCUUAGCCGGAGACUCGGGGUGAGCGCCGAGGUUCCGGGAAGGGGCUGAACAGGUCUGUAAAGAGACUGUGACUAUGCCUCUUAACUCUGUAGCUGGAGCAUAAGAACUGUUUGUUUAAUGAAUGACCUAUCCAUUUAGGACCUAUUUAGACCCUGAGGAUAACCCUGUGAAUUGCUGAUAGUUCACUGGGUCUGUCCCUUAAUGUUGGUUUCAUUAUGCUGAGACGAAAACCAACCCGUCUGGAGCUGAAGCUUGAUGACAUUGAGGAGUUUGAAAGCAUUCGAAAGGACCUGGAGACCCGUAAGAAACAAAAGGAAGAUGUGGAUGUUGUAGGAGGCAGUGAUGGAGAAAGUGCCAUUGGGCUCGGCAGUGACCCCAAGGGCAGGGAACAAAUGAUUAAUGAUCGAAUUGGUUAUAAACCCCAACCCAAGCCCAACAAUCGUUCAUCUCAAUUUGGAAGUUUUGAAUUUUAGAGGUGGAUUAUCUUGUGUGCCAGAGCCCUGGAAUGGAGUAAAAUGAUGGCAGAAAUAUAAACAAGAUUUAGAGAAUUGAGUGCUUGCAGUCAAGCCGAAUAUUUUACGCCCUGCAGAGAGAGAUACUUCCACAUGAGAUUGCUGAUGCUUAACUUUCACUCUGAAAGCUGAAAUUCAAACUCUGGUUUGUCUCUGGAAAAUCUGACUCGAUAAAACUUGUCUGAUUUUUGUUUUUAAAAAUAAAUAUAUUUUUGGAAAA